This is a messenger RNA of Aegilops tauschii subsp. strangulata, 1164 nucleotides long. The record is from RefSeq and is a predicted model, not a curated record. NCBI's taxonomy places the organism in Eukaryota, Viridiplantae, Streptophyta, Magnoliopsida, Poales, Poaceae.
AUGCCACAUACGAGGCAUAUACGAGGCCAGACGCCAGAUGCCUAUGACACUGACCUCAGAUACAGCUCUAGGAGCAACCCUGUGGCCCUCGUCCACGCCCGCCUCCAGCGCGCCGACUGCGACCACCCGGCUGGCCUGGCCGACUGGUCUACUGCGUCGCCCCGCGGCCGCCUCCAACCGCGCCGGUUGCGCCCCGGCGUCCGCACCGCCGCUUGGUCCGGCCACUCCCGGCCUGCACACGCACCGGCCUCUGUCCUGCCGCAGCCCUGCGCCGGCCUCUGCACGGCUCUGGCUCCUCUGCCCGACGACCGGCUUCCCGCUCUGCUGUGCCGCCUCCGCCACCCGGCCUGCGGCCCGCUCCCGUGCCUCGUCCGGCUCCCCCGCUUGCGCCGGGUCGCCGGCCGCGCGCACCGGCCGCCGGCUCCCGCCCAGCUGCCGGCUCCAGCCGCGUCCACCUCGUCCGUCCGGGUACAUGAGCGCCGACUGCGCCGCUCAGCCUUCCGUGACGACGCCUGCUGUGGCCGCCUGCUCGGCGCCUCCGCCCCGCCAGCUUCCGCGACGCCGCCCAGCAAGGUCCCCGCCGCCUCGCCCACGCCCCGUGCCGGGCCCGCUUGCCGCUGCGCCCCCGGCCGGCUCCCUCACUCGGCGUUCACGCCUCGCCUGGCCGCCUCCCCCCGGACUCGGCUCCCCCGCACGUUGGAUCCUCCGCUCCGGCUCCCACACGCACCGGGUCCUCCUCGCGGCCGACCUCAGCGCCCGCCGGCUUGCUGCUCCAACCAGCUGCCGGCUCCCCGCGCCGGGUUGCUGCGCCCGGUUCCCGCCCCGCGGCCGGCUUCACCCGCACCUGGCUGCCGGGUUACCGGCGCCCCUGCCUCCGGCUUCAUCCCGCUCCGGCCGGCUCGUCGCGCACCGGUUGCCGCCUUCACGCAGCCGGCUCCGCCGGCCGACCUCCCGCACCCCGGCCGCGCCAGCGCCGGCUCGCCUCUCGCCCGCGCCGCUCCACUCCGCGCGCCGUGCCAACUCCCCUGCCGCGCCCCUGGCCGGCUGGGUAGCGCACCUCCGCUGCUGGCUCCCGGGUCGAGCACCGUGGCCGGCUGCACCCCGGGCGCCCCCGUCGGGUCCCGCUCCAGCCGCUUGCUGUGGCCGGCAUUUAAUAGUGUCUGA